Messenger RNA from Drosophila elegans, 1768 nucleotides. RefSeq names its product prolyl 4-hydroxylase subunit alpha-2. Gene Ontology annotation, biological process: peptidyl-proline hydroxylation to 4-hydroxy-L-proline. Bases 10 to 1698 code for a protein of 562 amino acids. Lineage: Eukaryota; Metazoa; Arthropoda; Insecta; Diptera; Drosophilidae. Gene Ontology annotation, cellular component: endoplasmic reticulum. Gene Ontology annotation, molecular function: iron ion binding; protein binding; procollagen-proline 4-dioxygenase activity. The transcript is spliced from 9 exons. The record is from RefSeq and is a predicted model, not a curated record.
UCUAAAAGAAUGAUGUUCCCGGUGUUUUCGGUAGUUCUGUUGGUGCUACACCAACUGUUUGGCUCCAUUUCUGGAGCCGAAUUUUUCUCCUCCGUAUACGAGAUGACCAAAGUUUUCGGUUAUGAACAGAAAAUGCUGCUGCAUAUGCAAAAGUUCUUAGCUGAUAAUCAGGGAAAAUUGGAUUUCCUAAAAGCGAGACUGCGUGAGUUCGAAAACGAACGAAAUGAGGCCCGUGAAUGGGGUGCAGCGUAUUUUGAUAGUCCUCUAAACAAGUAUUUGCUUAACAAAAGACUGACGGUUGAUUGGCAGCGAGUGGAGAACCUCAUGGAGACAUCAACAGGCGAAAAAGCACUGAAUCGUUUGAAAAAGCUCAGAAAUCGAGAGAUAAUGCCAAAUAAAGGUGAACUUAAUGGAGCCAUAGAUGGCCUUCUUCGAUUGCAGUAUGUUUACAGGCUGGAGGCCAAGGAUCUCGCCAGGGGAAUCUUGGAUGGCGUGGAUUACGGAAACCAACUUAAUUCUGAGCUCUGUGUGGAUAUAGCCAAGUUAGCUCUAAAGGAUCAGCAUCCACGUUUGGCUCAUUCCUGGCUAAUUGAGGCUAAUGAUCGUUUGGCAGGAGGAGAAAAGGAUAAAGAGCUAAAACCACAGAUUUUAGCGCUUCUUGUACAAGCCAAGGCGGAGUUGAAAGACUUCCGGGGUCUUAAUGAUACCUACCAGGAGCUUGUCAAGAUUCAACCAGCUAGUGAAGAGCAUGCCAGGAAUUACGAAAGUUUUUUGGAGUCUUUAGGAGAAAAUGCUUUACUCAAUGAUUCGAAGCCAAUACUAGAACAUGCACCCAUUCCUGAGGAGGGUGAGCCUGUGGGUGAGUUCCAGGCCUUCAGCCUCACUUGCAGUGGUCACUGGAGACUCACUCCCAAGGAGCAGCGUCAUCUUCGCUGUGGCUACGUGAUCGAAACACAUCCUUUCCUGUGGAUAGCUCCCCUCAAAGCGGAGGAACUUUUCCAGGAUCCCCUGCUCGUCCUGUACCACGACGUCAUAUAUCAAAGCGAAAUCGAUGUCAUACGGAAACUAACCAAAAACAAACUAAUUCGGGCCACAAUAACUGGUAGCAAUGAGGUGGUGGUAUCCAAUGUUCGCACCAGCCAGUUCACUUUUAUCCCAGCCACAAUGCACAAGGUGUUGGCCACCAUCGAUCAAAGAGUAGCGGAUAUGACCAACAUGAACAUGAAAUAUGCGGAAGAUCACCAGUUUGCCAACUACGGAAUCGGUGGACAUUACGGACAGCACAUGGACUGGUUCCCCCAGACUACCAUUGAUGCUGGUUUGGUUUCCUCUCCUGAAAUGGGGAACCGCAUUGCCACAGUUCUUUUUUAUCUCUCGGAUGUAGCUCAAGGGGGAGGCACCGCCUUUCCCCAGUUGAAGCAACUUUUAAAGCCGAAAAAAUAUGCAGCUGCCUUUUGGCACAAUCUGCAUGCCUCUGGAGUGGGCGAUGUUCGUACUCAACACGGCGCUUGUCCCAUUAUCGCUGGUUCUAAGUGGGUGCAAAAUCGUUGGAUCCGUGAGAUUGAUCAAUCAGAUCGCCGACCUUGCGAAAUGUGGGAUGAUUCCUUGGCCACCUAUGCCCAGAUUUUGGAGCUAAACAAACAAAAUGAGGCUGCUUCUAAAAAAGUUGAGCAAAAUGAAUACUCCAAAUUAGCUUAAGUUUUAGUUAAUAACUUUAUAAACAUAAAGAAUGUGAUAACAAAAAGUUAAAAAAAUAUUCAAUUUAUUU